GGGUUUCUGGCUGGGACACAGUGAGGUGGUGAGAUCCUUGGCAACUUCAUGUCCUCAGUUCUUCUACAAGGGCAUGGUCCCUAAGACUGGCCUGGAGCCACCCAACCCAGCUGAGAUCUGCCAGCACUACAACAACCAGUACCAGUUUGCUACCCUGUACGACACAGCCAGGCGCAUUCCUGUGUACUCUGCCUACAUCUACGAGCCUGGAGCUGCCAAGAGAUCUCAGGGCUGGUUGAUUGAGCCCCAGCUGGUGAAUCCAAAAUAUUCCAAAUCUAUGGAAACUGAGAAUAACCUCUUAAAUCGUGAGGACAUCAACAUACAGGACAUCGGCAGUAGCCAGGCUACCACCCAAGACUACGUGGGCCUGAAGGGUUUGACUCGUGGCCAUAUGAACCCCAGUGGCCAUCACAGUAACUUCACCAGCAAGAAGGCUACCUUCACCCUCACCAACAUAGUGCCCCAGAAUGACAAACUCAACAGCGGUGCCUGGAGCCGCUACGAGGUGUCAACGAUGGCCAAGAAGUCUAAGGGCUGUACUACCACCUAUGUCAUCACGGGGGCUGUGCCUGGGAACACCAACAUUGCCAAUGGGAGGGUCAACACCCCCAGCCACAUCUGGUCCAGUGCCUGCUGUGUGACAAAGAGCAAGUUAGUGGCUUGGGCAGGCAUUGCCGAGAAUAACAAGGACAAGGUUCAGCAAAUCUCACUGGGGGAUCUGGAGAAAAUGUUAAGCAAUCUCUACACGAGGGGACGUGUUUCUCUCUUCCACAGUGACUGUCCCCGCCAAUAA
Acanthisitta chloris (rifleman) is the source of this 793-nucleotide messenger RNA. Its product is annotated as endonuclease domain-containing 1 protein-like. Lineage: Eukaryota; Metazoa; Chordata; Aves; Passeriformes; Acanthisittidae. Gene Ontology annotation, molecular function: metal ion binding; nucleic acid binding; hydrolase activity. The record is from RefSeq and is a predicted model, not a curated record. The annotation marks the transcript as partial. The transcript has 2 exons.